Messenger RNA from Leptosia nina, 327 nucleotides. The record is from the annotation of a GenBank genome assembly. Lineage: Eukaryota; Metazoa; Arthropoda; Insecta; Lepidoptera; Pieridae.
AUGCCGCGCGUCUGCGCACUCUUGCUGGUGCUAGCAGCAACCGUGCUGGCCCAGCACUUCUCACAUGCCUCUUAUAUAGACCCAGGAGACGAAGACAUCGAAAUGAACGGCCCAGAAUACGGAGACGAUCCCAACGAUCUGCAAGUGCUUCAGGAUGUUGGCAAACGAUCGUCGCUGAUCUACGUUUUCAGACGCGCGUGCAUCCGCCGCGGGGGCAACUGCGACCAUCGCCCUGGCGACUGCUGCCACUCUUCGUCGUGCCGCUGCAACCUGUGGGGCUCAAAUUGCCGCUGCCAGCGCAUGGGCCUCUUCCAGAAGUGGGGCUAA